Molecule: messenger RNA, 624 nt
Organism: Callorhinchus milii (elephant shark)
Lineage: Eukaryota; Metazoa; Chordata; Chondrichthyes; Chimaeriformes; Callorhinchidae
Gene: fgf20a
Product: fibroblast growth factor 20a
Exons: 3
Coding region: 1-624 (207 amino acids)
Biological process (GO): animal organ morphogenesis; positive regulation of gene expression; regulation of cell migration
Cellular component (GO): cytoplasm
Molecular function (GO): fibroblast growth factor receptor binding; growth factor activity
Source: RefSeq, a predicted model, not a curated record
AUGGCCCCCUUAGCCGACGUUGGGAGCUACUUGGGCGGUCUGGACACCGGCCACGGCGCGGCCCCUUUCUUCCUCCCGGCGGCGGACACCCCGGUGCUGCUGAGUGACCACCUCGCCCAGUCGGAGAGCAGGUUAUCCCGAAGCACCGCCACGGACUUAGUGCAUCUGCAGGGGAUCCUGCGGCGGCGGCAGCUGUACUGCAGGACCGGCUUUCACCUGGAGAUCCUUCCUGAUGGGACGGUCCAGGGCACCAGGAAAGACCACAGCCCAUUCGGGAUUCUGGAGUUCAUCAGCGUUGCUGUGGGGUUGGUCAGCAUUAGGGGAGUGGACAGUGGUCUCUACUUGGGAAUGAAUGACAAAGGAGAUCUGUAUGGCUCGGAAAAACUGAUAGCAGAAUGCAUCUUUAGGGAGCAAUUUGAAGAAAACUGGUACAACACGUAUUCUUCCAACCUGUAUAAACAUAAUGACACAGGGCGACGAUAUUUUGUUGCACUUAACAAAGAUGGAUCGCCAAGAGAUGGGACUAGAUCCAAAAGACAUCAGAAGUUUACACAUUUCCUACCGAGACCCGUGGAUCCUGAGAAAGUACCCGAGCUCUAUAGAGAUAUAUUAGGAUAUAGUUGA